Molecule: messenger RNA, 1910 nt
Organism: Lolium perenne
Lineage: Eukaryota; Viridiplantae; Streptophyta; Magnoliopsida; Poales; Poaceae
Source: RefSeq, a predicted model, not a curated record
CACCAUCUGCUAUUAUCUUCAAUUCUCUUCUCCUUCUCCGAGCAAGUUCGUCAGCACGCAAGCAAUUAACUAAGGCUGGACACUCCUCUCGUCUGGGUAUAUAUAUGUGCAGAACGUCGAUGCAACCAGGGCCUUAACCAAAUUGCCAAGAUUGGUGCUCCUUUUUGGUAAUUUAAGAUUUGGGUUUGGCGCCCUUCUGAUGUUGAAGUCAAACUCAUGCUAAUUGUCUACCGUUGCAGCUCAUACCUAUCGGCUAGUAGGACGUAUUGACAGUUGUUUUUUUUUCCUUCGGUGUACAGAAGUCUUCCGCAGAGCAUUGAACCGGUGCAGCUCCAAUGGGCGAAGAGGGCACGGAGUACCGGCGUCUCCCAGACAGAGCGGAUGGCGCGUCGUCGCCGGCGUCGCGCCAAAAGUUGUCGCUCGUCCCUCUCAUCUUCAUCAUCUUCUACGAGGUCUCGGGCGGGCCGUUCGGGAUCGAGGACAAUGUGCGCGCGGCCGGACCCCUCCUCGCCAUCGUCGGCUUCCUUGUCCUCCCCAUCGUCUGGAGCGUCCCGGAGGCGCUGAUCACAGCUGAGCUAGGCACAAUGUUUCCGGAGAGCAGCGGGUUCGUCGUGUGGGUGGCCUCGGCGCUCGGCCCGUACUGGGGGUUCCAGCAGGGGUGGAUGAAGUGGUUAAGCGGCGUCAUCGACAACGCCCUGUAUCCGGUCCUCUUCUUGGACUACCUAAAGUCCGGCGUCCCGGCGCUGGGAGGUGGCGCGCCGAGGGCGUUCGCUGUCGUCGGCCUGACAGCCAUGCUGACGCUGCUGAACUACCGGGGGCUCACGGUCGUCGGGUGGGUAGCCAUCGUCCUCGGGGUAUUCUCGCUCCUCCCUUUCUUCGUCAUGGGGCUCAUCGCGCUCCCCGAACUCCAGCCGGCGAGGUGGCUCGUGAUCGACAUCCACAACGUCAACUGGAACCUGUACCUGAACACACUGUUCUGGAACCUAAAUUACUGGGACUCGGUGAGCACGCUCUCCAGCGAGGUCAGGAACCCUGGCAAGACGCUGCCCAAGGCGCUGUUCUACGCGGUCAUCUUCGUGGUGGUCUGCUACCUGUACCCUCUCCUCGCCGGAACAGGCGCCGUGCCGCUGGACAGGGGGCAGUGGACGGACGGCUACUUCGCGGACAUCGCGAAGCUUCUCGGCGGCGUGUGGCUCAUGUGGUGGAUGCAAGCGGCGUCGGCGAUGUCGAACAUGGGCAUGUUUGUGGCGGAGAUGAGCAGCGACUCGUACCAGCUUCUUGGCAUGGCGGAGCGGGGCAUGCUGCCGGCUUUCUUCGCGAAGCGAUCGCGGUACGGCACCCCGCUGGUCGGAUCCGGCGUGCUGCUGCUCUCGACGAUGAGCUUCCAGGAGAUCGUGGCGGCGGAGAACAUCCUCUACUGCGUCGGCAUGCUCCUCGAGUUCCUCUCGUUUGUCCUGCUACGGGUUAGGCGUCCCGACGCCCCGCGGCCGUACAAGGUGCCAUUGGGCACCUCCGGAUGCGUGGCGAUGCUUGUGCCCGCGACGGCGCUCAUCCUGACGGUCCUUGCGCUGUCGACGCUGAAGGUUGCUUUGGUGAGCCUAGGCGCCGUGGCCGUCGGGCUUGUGCUGCAGCCUGCGCUGAGGUUCAUCGAGAAGAAGCGGUGGCUUAGGUUCUCCGUCAACUCGGAGCUCCCUGGCAUCGACGACACACACAAGCCCACCGCGCCGGACGAGCCGUUUCUAGCAUAGGGCGCUAAAACAGAUAAGAAAAUGUGGACUACAAUAUUUGUUAAAAGUUGCGUCUGAUUUUCUGUGAGCGCACCUAGUGUUUCUCUAGAGCUAGUGGAAGCGAGUGUACACGUUUGUUUGUUGAGUGUUUUAAGUAACUCCGCCAUAGUCAUGUCUAUUCCA